AUGAGUUAUCAGCAAUCGUUCCAGCAGGGACAAGCAUCACCUGCAGGUGAACAUCAGCAACAACAGCAACAGCAACAGCAACAGCAGCAGGGACAGGGUCACGAAUCGCCUGCUCCAAUGGAAGCCAACACUGCUCCUGGAUUUGGCUCGGCCAUGCCGCAACAACAACAGCAGCAGCAGCAACAAGGUGUGCCUGGUCAGCAACAAAUCAACACGGCUUCCGUUGAUAGCCAGAAUGGUGGUGAAGCUGAAAAAACGACAUUGUGGAUGGGUGAGCUGGAACCCUGGAUCGAUGAAGGUUUUGUGCGACAAGUGUGGUUCAAUCUGGGUGAACAAGUCAAUGUCAAGAUGAUUCGCGACAAGUUUUCUGGCAAUGCCGGGUAUUGUUUUGUGGAUUUCCAAAGUACAGCCGCGGCUACAAAAGCCAUCUCCCUCAACGGCACACUCAUCCCAAACACCUCGCGCCCAUUCAAGCUCAACUGGGCAUCCGGCGGCGGUCUGUCGGAUCGUAAAGAUGAGCGUGGCCCAGAAUACAGUAUCUUUGUGGGUGAUCUCGGUCCGGAAGUGAACGAGUACAUUCUCGUAUCACUCUUCCAAUCACGCUUCCCAAGUUGCAAAUCUGCCAAAAUCAUGACGGAUCCCAUGUCUGGCUUGUCGCGUGGGUAUGGAUUUGUUCGAUUUGCAGAUGAGAUGGAUCAGCAGCGUGCAUUGACGGAGAUGCAAGGUGUGUAUUGUGGCAAUCGACCGAUGCGCAUCUCAACGGCAACACCAAAAAACAAACCUGGACAGAUGCAAGGCAUGCCACACCAUGGUCAACAAUCCCUCGUGGGCGGUCAGCCAGGUCAACAGCAUAUGGGUAUGAUGCAGAUGGGUAUGCCACAGCCAUUUUACGCCGGUGUGCCGCAACCCAUGAACCAAUUCACCGAUCCAAACAACACAACGGUCUUUGUGGGUGGACUCUCUGGGUAUGUGACUGAAGACGAGUUGCGUUCCUUCUUUCAAGGCUUUGGUGAAAUCACGUAUGUGAAGAUUCCACCAGGCAAAGGUUGUGGUUUCGUGCAAUUUGUUCAGCGUCAUGCCGCAGAAAUGGCCAUCAAUCAAAUGCAAGGCUACCCAAUCGGUAAUUCUCGCGUCAGGUUGUCAUGGGGACGUUCGCAGAAUAAUUCCGGGCCAGCGGGGACACCGUAUCGUCCGGCACCACCACCCCCUUUGUAUCAGAGUAUGAAUAUGCCGCCUCAGCAUGCUUACUCGCCUUUUGCACCGAUGAAUCCACAUGCUCAGCAUGGCGGGUAUCAAGGAAUGCAUCCUGCUGGAUUACAGCAACAGCAACAAGUGGGACAGCCUGGUGCACCUCAACUGGCAGGUCCACCAGGUCAACCGGGCGCCAUGCCACCUCAAGACCCAAUGGACCCUGCAAACCCACAAAAGAUGAAUGAGUACUAUCAGGGAACCCAACAAGAACGCAUGCAACGGAUGGAUAAUGAUUCUCGUGGUUACGGUGGUAUCUACGCUAAUUAA
This is a messenger RNA of Protomyces lactucae-debilis, 1518 nucleotides long. RefSeq lists its product as uncharacterized. The record is from RefSeq and is a predicted model, not a curated record. Gene Ontology annotation, biological process: mRNA splice site recognition. Lineage: Eukaryota; Fungi; Ascomycota; Taphrinomycetes; Taphrinales; Protomycetaceae. The transcript is spliced from 2 exons. Bases 1 to 1518 code for a protein of 505 amino acids. Gene Ontology annotation, cellular component: cytosol. Gene Ontology annotation, molecular function: mRNA binding.